CUCUCGCUCUCUGAUCUGAUGUAGCUAGAGCUAGAAAGAAGACAGAAGAUCCGGUGUUAAUUUACAUGUUUGAUUGAGGCAACUUGCAGCAUUUUUGCUUCUUUAAAAGGGCGAAGAGAGAGCCCAUAUCCUUCCAAAUACUUCUCUCCAUUUCCCUGUUACAAAGCAAAAAGGUUGAUAGAGAGAGAAAGAAAAGGGAAAGAAUGGCGUUGGAAACUGUGGUUUUCCAACAAGAUCCUUUCAGCCACAGCUCCAAGGAUUUCUACACCUUUGGCUCUGCAGAAGCCUCCUGCUAUGGCUACGUCGACGCCUAUGACCUCUCCUUUCAAGACCACAAGGCUAACUUCCAACCCCUUCAUGAAGACAAAUGUUUCAGUGGCUACUGGGACUCUCCUCCCUCUUCUGCGCCACCCAUCAACAUCAACUCUUCUUCCCAGGAGGAGGUUUUCACCGGCGAUGGCUCCCUCGCCGGAAAUCACACCCCGGCUGCAGCCCCGGUCUCCGCGUCCAGCCGGCGGAAGAGGCGGCGCAUCAAAAGCUUCAAGAACAAGGAGGAAAUAGAGAACCAGAGGAUGACUCACAUUGCCGUCGAGAGAAACCGCCGGAAACAGAUGAACGAAUACCUCGCCGUCCUCCGGUCGUUGAUGCCACCUUCUUACGCCCAAAGGGGCGAUCAGGCAUCGAUAGUCGGGGGAGCGAUAAACUUCGUGAAGGAACUCGAACAACUUCUCCAAGUGCUCGAAGGGCACAAGCAAGUGAAGAAGCAGCGAUCCUACGCAGAUCAUCGUCAUCAUCACCACCACCACUGUCCCGAUCUCUUCUCGAAUUUCUUCACCUUCCCGCAGUAUUCGACUCGUUCGAUGCUGCACAAGAACCCGGACCAUUGGAUGGCCGAGAAGCAAUCCACCAUUGCCGACAUCGAAGUGAGCAUGGCGGAAAGCCACGCAAAUAUCAAAGUCCUAUCGAGGAAGCAACCGAAGCAGCUCUUCAAGCUGGUGGCUGGGUUUUACUCUUUGGGGCUCAGCAUCUUGCAUCUCAAUCUCACCACUGUUGAUCAAAUGAUACUCUAUUCAUUCAGCGUCAAGGUUGAGGAAGAUUGUCAGCUGAGUACAGUGAAUGAGAUAGCAGCAACUGUGCAUGAGAUGAUGGGAAAAAUCCAAUAGGAGGGCAUGGUCGAGUUGAUGAGAAAACACCAAAUUCUCUUGUAUUUGGGACAUCAUAGCUUUUGGUAGAAUUUUGGUUUCAUAUUAUUAUGAUUUUCUCUCAUAUUUUCUGAGGAUCUUUUGUACCAAUUAAUGGAAUAGCUAUAUAUACAUAUAUAUAUAUGUGUGUGUUGGGAAUCCAAAUGGGUACCCUACCUAUUCAUUUGCCCGUGAGAAAUUG
This is a messenger RNA of Diospyros lotus (date-plum), 1383 nucleotides long. Its product is annotated as transcription factor bHLH94-like. The coding region runs from base 204 to 1163 and encodes 319 amino acids. The transcript is spliced from 3 exons. Gene Ontology annotation, biological process: regulation of transcription by RNA polymerase II. NCBI's taxonomy places the organism in Eukaryota, Viridiplantae, Streptophyta, Magnoliopsida, Ericales, Ebenaceae. Gene Ontology annotation, molecular function: RNA polymerase II cis-regulatory region sequence-specific DNA binding; protein dimerization activity; DNA-binding transcription factor activity, RNA polymerase II-specific. The record is from RefSeq and is a predicted model, not a curated record.